Molecule: messenger RNA, 1344 nt
Organism: Cheilinus undulatus (humphead wrasse)
Lineage: Eukaryota; Metazoa; Chordata; Actinopteri; Labriformes; Labridae
Product: zinc finger protein 2 homolog
Exons: 2
Coding region: 92-1186 (364 amino acids)
Biological process (GO): regulation of DNA-templated transcription
Molecular function (GO): DNA-binding transcription factor activity, RNA polymerase II-specific; RNA polymerase II cis-regulatory region sequence-specific DNA binding
Source: RefSeq, a predicted model, not a curated record
ACAUGAGUCGUAGUUUGAAUGAAGUUUCUGCAUCGUGAAGCGAUACCUGUAAUUGUAGCUCAGCUUUUACGUUUUUAAUAAAUGAACAAAAAUGUGUUCAACUGAGAAUCUGAGAGAGUUUAUCGUCCAGCGGCUAACUGCUGCUGCUGAAGACAUUUUUGGAGUUUUUCAGAGAACUAUCGUCGAGUACGAGGCAGAGAUCGAUCAACAGCGCAGGCUGCUGGAUAUUGAUCGGAAACCUCACAUCAACUUACACAGGAUAGAUCAACAUGCUUGUAAAGAGGAGGAGGUUGUAGCUGACCAGCAGCUCUGUGACCAGGAGAGGAACUUCAGUCUGGACCAAGAGGAGCCAGAGCCUCCACAGAUGAAGGAGGAACAACAGGAACUCUUCAGCAGUCAGAAGGGAGAGCAGCUCAAAAUAAAGCAGGAGACAGACACAUUCAUGUUGACUCCUGCUUGUGAGGGAAGUGACAACAGUGAACUUGAACAACUAAAUAAACAGCAGCUCCACUCUCACACCUCCUAUGUCACUGAGGAUCAAGAUCCUGAUGAACCGAAGCACAGUGACUCAGAAACAAGAGGAGGAUCAGACACAGCACAAAAGAGAACACAAAAGAAGAGAAGAAUUCAGAAAAAUAAAAAAUCAGAGAUUUAUUUUUGUCCUCAUCAAAGUAAAAAGUCUUUGAAAGGGGAGACAUGUGGUGAAGAGGUUAAGAGCAAGUCAGAAUUAAAGACACAUCAGCGCACCCACAAUGAUAAAGAGAUGCAUUCAUGCAAGAUUUGUGGGAAAAUGUUCAGAUUCAAGUCCUAUUUGACUUAUCACACAAGAUCCCACACAGGUGAGAGGCCCCACUGCUGCAGCACAUGUGGGAAGAGAUUCUAUCGGAUCACACAUUUGAAUAUUCACAUGAGAACACACACUGGUGAGAGGCCUUUCUCCUGUGAUAUCUGUGGGAAAUCAUUUCCUCACAAAAGUAGUUUAGUUAAGCACAGAAGAAUUCAUACAGAUGAAAGACCAUUUUCUUGCAUAGCAUGUGACAGGUCUUUCAACGAUCGUGGUGUCUUAAAAGUUCACAUGAGAAGAGCUCACACAGGUGAGCGUCCACACCUUUGUAAGACAUGUGGGAAAAGAUUUGUUACCUCAUCUCAACUUUCACAGCACAUGAAAUGCCAUGCAGACAAGUAGCUGUUUGCGUUAAGAUGUAGUGGUGAUGAUUAUGGUUAAGUGAUAGUUCUGCAUUACAAAAUGGUUAUCCCUGGUUUGUCUGUCCCUUGAAGGAUUAAUAAAGUUGCUGAAUUAAAUUGAGAUUAACUUUGAUAAAGCACUGUGAGACCAUCCUGCCA